AUGACACAUUCUCAAUUUUCGUUAACAUGGGAUUCUCAUAAAACUAAUAUUUGUGGGGGAUUUUGUGCUUUGCAACAGAAUGGAGAAUUUGUUGACAUGACUUUGGCAGCAGAUGGGCAUUUUGUUAAAGUGCACCAAGUUAUGAUAGCCCUUUCCAGCCCAUAUUUGAAGGAGUUAAUUACUUCAGUGCCUUCCACACAUCCAGUCAUAUUCCUCAAUAAUGUCUCUCAUUCUAUUCUUACAUUGUUACUGGAAUAUAUAUACACAGGAGAGGUAAUGGUUCCACCAGCAAGCUUAACAGCCUUUAUGGAUGCUGGAAAAUCACUUCAAAUUAAAGGUCUUGAAACUAUUCAAAAUGAAAAAAUUUCAAAAGCUCAGACUAGUGAACCUAGCUAUGAUACUCCGGGUUCUGCAAAACGAAUGAAAACUGAACAUUUUGUACAACAGGUCUCAAGGUUGCCUAUCAUAAACAGAAAUCUAUCUAUAAAACCAGAAAGCAAUUUAAGUCCAGCUCCAGGGAAAAUUAAUAUAAAUAAUUCAAUGAAUAGAGAUGACGAUAAUGAUUAUUCCAUGGGAUUUGAAACACAUGAAGAUUCCGUGUGUGAGGAUGCACAAGAAGUUAAUAAACCUAAUGAUAUUGAAGUUAAAUCAUCGAAUCUACAAUUCACUGUGUCGAUUCGGGGCGCUUUGCAAGUUAUCUUGAACAGGUAUAUUUAUAAUCUACAAUCGACACAAAACUCGGGCGUGAAGCGAUGGCGGUGCAUAGACUACAGAAACAUCAAGUGCAUGGCUUCCCUUGUCACGAAGGACAAUGUUGUGUUAAAUAGAUCGAAUCCCCACAAUCACAGUUUCCAUGACAAGAAAAUACUUCAAAAGAUCGAGAAAAACUCUGUUUACUCAGCCCUGUAUGAAUUAGAAGCACAACAAGAGAAAGAAAGAGUAAAACAGGACGAAGAGGAAGAAGAAAAUAUAGAGUUUAUAACUAGUGAAAUUGUUGGAGAUCUGCCCGAUUUAGCAGACGUUUCAAAAAACAAUUAG
Molecule: messenger RNA, 1038 nt
Organism: Pieris macdunnoughi
Lineage: Eukaryota; Metazoa; Arthropoda; Insecta; Lepidoptera; Pieridae
Source: the annotation of a GenBank genome assembly